Molecule: messenger RNA, 3746 nt
Organism: Thrips palmi
Lineage: Eukaryota; Metazoa; Arthropoda; Insecta; Thysanoptera; Thripidae
Product: piwi-like protein Siwi
Exons: 17
Coding region: 173-2929 (918 amino acids)
Biological process (GO): regulatory ncRNA-mediated gene silencing
Cellular component (GO): P granule
Molecular function (GO): piRNA binding; protein binding
Source: RefSeq, a predicted model, not a curated record
GUGGCGCUCGGUCGGUCACGCUCGGGCUCCCCCUCUCUCGCUUCGCUCUGACUCCACACGUAUUUGGGCUUGGGCGGUCCCUGAGCGCCCUGAACGAAAACAAGCGGUUUGCUAUUACCGUCUUAUGUCUGGUAUAGAGUCGUCUGCAACUGCUGCCCUGGCUCUCUGAAUCAUGGGAGGACGAGGCCGAGGUAGAGGUAGAGGUUGGAACCGUGAGGGCCAGGGAGGCGCAGAAUCAGACAGAGCCCAGGGUCAUGCAUCUCCAAGAGGGCGAGGAGGUCCCCCAGCCCAGAAUUUAGCUCAAAGAAGACUGGAGCAAAUGCAAAUGCAGCAAAUGCAGCAAAUGCAGCAACUGAGUCUUAAUUCGACCUCAAGGCGCCCUGAAGAAGGAGGCAGUCCUGGACCAAGCCGUCAAGUUGAGGGCGAAAGAGCAGGGCCGAGUCGUUCUGUUGAAGGAGUGCAAGCAGGACCCAGUCGUUCUGUCGAGGGAGGACGAGGAGGACCAAGUCGUCGAUUGGAUGAGGAUGGAGCUAGAUCAGAUGGUUCAGUAGGACCCGUGGGUCGCGGUGCAAUGCGCGGCAGGCGUGUUAUUGAGUACCAAUUCUUGAGGACUAAGCCGGAUACAAUCACAACCAAGCAGGGUAAUGCCGGGAAUCCCUCACCAUUGACCGCUAAUUAUUUCAAGUUAACAUCAAUCACUGACUGGACAUUGCAUCAAUACCGAGUGGACAUUGCUCCAGAGGAAGAUAGGACUUUUGAACGAAAGAAAUUAUUGAAAGUUCACCAAACAAAAAUUGGGGGUUACAUUUUUGAUGGAACUGUGCUGUACUCAUCUUCGCGUCUCACUACGUCACCAGGACAAUCCAUCACUUGGACAUCCGAAAGUGAUGCUGGUACCAAAUACACAAUUACAGUGAGACAUGUCAAUGAAGUGAAGUAUGGAGAUUAUUCCUAUCAACAGGUGUUCAACAUUCUAAUGCGAAAUUGUAUUAGAGCUCUUGGUUUGCAGUUAGUAGGGCGUGAUUAUUAUGACCCAGACCCUAGUGUCAAGAUUCAGAUUCGUGAAUUUGGUCUUGAGUUAUGGCCUGGAUACAAGACAAGUAUUCGUCAACAUGAGGCCGGGAUUCUCAUGUGUGCUGAAAUUACUCAUAAGAUCAUGAGGACAGAUACAGUUCUUGAUCAUUUGGCUCAAUGUUUGAGGGAAGCUGGUCCUCAUCAUUAUCGAGAUAAGUUUAGUAAGGAGAUAAUUGGAUGUAUAGUACUUACAAAGUACAAUAACAAAACUUACCAGAUAACUGAUGUGGAUUAUGACAAAAAUCCAGCAAGCUCCUUCACUUAUCAAAAUGCUGAUAUUACAUUUGCUCAGUAUAUGCAAACAAAGUAUCAAAUUCAAAUUCGUGAUAUGCGUCAGCCAUUGCUAGUUUCGAAGGCUAAAGCAAGAGAAAUUCGAGCCGGAAGAGAUGAAAUUAUCGAUCUGAUACCUGAAGUCUGCUAUGCCACAGGACUUUCAGAUAAUAUGCGAGGAAAAUGGCAGCUUAUGGCCGCUGUAUCACGGCAUACUCGUAUCCAACCAGCAGAAAGAGUCAAUAGGCUGCUUGCAUUCAACCGGCGUUUACAAACAAACCCACAGGUCAUGACAGAGUUCGGGAGAUUCAACAUGUCUUUGGACAAUCAGCUUGUAAGGGUUCCUGGACGCCAACUUGGUGUUGAAAAAAUAUAUUUGGGACGUGACAGUUCGGAACGUGACAUUGUAAAGGAGCCAACUUUGCCCAGUAUUGACUGGACCAACUCUGUCAAGUCAAACCCUCUAAUUGUGCCCAAGCAUUUGACUGAUUGGUUUGUGCUGGUCUCACCAAGAGACAAACAAAAUGCAGGCAGGUUUCUUGAAAUGUUGGAAAGAGCUGGGCGAGGGAUGGGUAUCACAGUGCAACCUCCUCAAAUUGCUAACUUGCCAAAAGAUGGCCUACAUGAAUAUAUUGACGCCCUGACUCAGAUCCUGAAUCACCAUCAGCCAAAGAUGGUCAUGGUAAUUGUGCCUAACAAUAAUGGUGCAAGAUAUGCAGCAAUCAAGAAAAAGUGUUGUGUGGAUCGUCCAGUGCCCUCUCAAGUACUAUUGGGUAAAAAUUUGAAUGAUCCCAAAAGGUCCAUGAGCGUUGCCACAAAAGUGAUGAUUCAAAUGAAUUGCAAGCUUGGUGGUGCUCCAUGGAGUGUAAAUAUUCCCCCAAAGGGUAUCAUGGUAGUUGGUUUUGAUGUAUGCCAUGACAGCCAAAACAAGGCUAGCUCCUAUGGUGCUAUGGUGGCCUCUUUGGACGAUGCCUGUACAAGAUACUUCUCAGCAGUGACAGCUCACACUAGUGGAGAGGAGUUGAGCAACAAUCUGGCCCUAAACAUCAUCAAGGCUGUCCGCAAGUUUCGUGAGAUUAACAACAAACUGCCUGCUAAAAUCUUCAUAUAUCGUGAUGGUGUGGGAGAAGGGCAGAUACAAUAUGUCUAUGACACAGAGCUGCAGACAACUUUAGAUAAACUUGCUCAAGCGUAUGGUGAACAACCUGUAUCGAUGGCUUUCAUUAUUGUCACUAAGAGGAUCAAUACUCGUCUUUUUAAGGAGAAUCAAAAUCCACCUCCAGGGACCAUUGCCGACGAUGUGAUCACUGAUCCGGAAAAGUACGACUUUUUCUUGGUCAGUCAAUCUGUUCGUGAUGGAACCGUGACACCAACGUCAUACAAUGUUAUACAUGACACAAGUGGCUUGAAACCCAAUCACCUCCAAUGGUUGACCUAUAAAUUGUGUCAUCUUUAUUAUAAUUGGAGUGGCACUGUACGAGUUCCAGCACCGUGUCAGUACGCCCACAAAUUGGCAUUCCUUGUUGGAAAUUCACUUCACCGAGAGCCUCACUUACAAUUAGAAGAUCUCUUGUACUUCUUGUAGAAUUUUUGAAUAAUUUUGAAAAUUUUAUCUUAAAUACUGGUGGCGGAUACACUUCUGUUGUAUUUCAGUGGCAGAUCCAGUGCAUUGUAGCACUGUUUGCCUACUUACAGGGGCAAAGUAUGGCCUUUCGCGGCUAUCUAGGUGCUAUUUGCGGGGGGGAGGGAUGGGGGUGCAAAAACCUGUUUGUUCCUCCCCUGUAUCUGCGCCUGUUGUUUGUAUUGUUGUUGCAAUCAUUAUUAUUUCUCUAUUAAGACUUAUUUUUGUGCUGUGGGCAUACAGUCUUCCCCAUCUAACUGAACUGUUUGCAAGGAAAAGUGUGAAUGUGGUGACAUCUUGGAAUUCCCCAACUGAUGUAUUGUUGUUGUCCCGCUCUUGCCCCCUUCACACAAAAAUAUGCAUGAUAUAUUGGUGAUGGCACUCUUUUACAUCUUUACUUAAUAAGCAAUAAUAAUGAUCUUUUUUUAUUUUAUGUUAUGUUAAAUUGAAUUUGUUAAAUGUUCGUUGUUUUUUUUGACUGAAUCUCAUAAGUACAAAUUAAGUUGACAUAAGUUCAAUUAUGAUGAAUAUUACAAUAAACUAUUUUAGCAAAUCGCUGGACAGGUAGUCAAGGACAAAACUAAGAAUUAAAACCGCUUCUGCGCAUGUGCAGACUGGUCCAGGAAUUCGUUAAAAUACCCUGUUUUAUUUCUUUUAUAUCUUAUCAGUGUGCACCUAUUUGUUUAAAAUAUUUUAAAAUAUUUUUCUAACAAAAUUAAUGAAUAAGUUUAACACCCAAUAAUAAUAUUUUUUUACUAAUACAAACUUUUCAAAGUAUAAA